Gasterosteus aculeatus aculeatus (three-spined stickleback) is the source of this 1235-nucleotide messenger RNA. The record is from RefSeq and is a predicted model, not a curated record. NCBI's taxonomy places the organism in Eukaryota, Metazoa, Chordata, Actinopteri, Perciformes, Gasterosteidae.
AAGAUAAAUUAUUGUCUCUGCUAUUUGAAGCAUGUUAGAUCUACAGAUUCAUUUUAGUGUGUGUUUGGGUUCUCACGCUUAUUAUUCAUUCAGUUUUAUUGUACCACGUUGUAUUUGAUGUAAACGUUAAAUCAAAUCAAGCCUGCAGCUAGCGGUUAAAUUACCCAUAAAAUUGAUGUUGUUUAUAAGUUGUUGAACUUAUAAGUCCAUUGAUUGAUGGAUAGCAAAUUGUUUAUAAAAAGAUAGAUAGGACGUAUUGAAAAUGCAUCACAGUGGGUAACUAAAUACUGUAUGAAACCAUAAUACAACCCACAUUAGCAUCAAAUAAUAAAGUAAGCGAUUUGCUUUGAAUUAUCAUCAUGCACACUGUCAAAUAUCCUGUUUGUGAAGGUUGAUUACGUUGCUCUGUUUACCCACAUCAGCUUCAUCCGUUUCCAUGGCAACUCAGACGCACAAACUCGCUCAACCCAAACCCGACCGACUCACCUUCCCAGACCGUCGUUCGGUUUACUGGCUGGAUCAGCUGCCACGGGAGAAAACGGGAUCCACCAAAACUGAGUUAACGCCUCGCUGGUCGGAGCUAUGUAGAAAUAAAAAGUUCUACACUCAAGUCACACUUUCUCCCACAUGGAAGGUGAGUGAGCGGGCUCUCCGCGCCAUAACAUCCGACCGACUGCGUCGUCUGGCUCAACCCCGUCUCCACGCCGCUGGCUGGCAGCCGGAGCACCUGCAGCUUAAUCCAUUGAACAGGUUGACGCAGACAGCAGCCCCCACUUCACGAAUAUGCCAGCUCGCCCAACCAAAAAGAAGGCCGGUUGUGGACGGCUGUGGCCCAAAAUCUAAAGCUGUAACCAUGAGCCACAAACCCUGUAGAGCUUCAGCACACAUAGAGCUGCUUGCCACCCCUAAGCACGACCACCCUAAGUUCGAAGGAGAGCGCUCGGUGUGCUGGACCGUCUCCAGAGCGGCAAGAAACUUCGUAGCCAGCGAGAGGCUUCUGGAGCUGUCCGCUCCCAAAGAGAGGAACGCUCUGUUUGAGGGAUACGACCCGUACGUAGUCACCCAGGCCGCACGCUCCGCCUGCCCCUCACCCCGGAUACGUCGGCUAUGUCUGCCUCUGCCUCGCAAAUGUUGCACAAACCGGGACGGAUGAGGUCCGGUCCCCGGUGACGUGUUUUGUGUCUUUUUCACAAAAGUUGUUUCCAUGUAGACAAUAAAGUAGUCUGGCAGCUGGA